AUGAUAGAAAGAGAUCAUCCUGGUGGCCCCUUUCUGGCCCUGCAGGCCUUGGAAGUUGGAGCUCCAAGGGCUAGCCAUCUCAACACCUUGCCAUCUUCUGGUGGUGUCCUACCUACUGCUGCAAGGACCCUUGUUCCAUCCAAAUCCAUAGUGGCUAUGUUUGACUGCAUGACAUUUGAACGCAGCUGUCUGAAACAUCAAGGGUUGGAUACAGCUGUCAUCUUCACCAUUUUGGCCUCAUGCAGACCUUCCACUGUGUGGAUAUAUCAGGCAACCUGGACCAAUUUAUCAACUUGGUGUUUCUACAGUGAAGCUGUGUCCACAUAA
Messenger RNA from Podarcis lilfordi (Lilford's wall lizard), 327 nucleotides. The record is from the annotation of a GenBank genome assembly. NCBI's taxonomy places the organism in Eukaryota, Metazoa, Chordata, Lepidosauria, Squamata, Lacertidae.